Messenger RNA from Folsomia candida, 1519 nucleotides. Its product is annotated as postacrosomal sheath WW domain-binding protein. The transcript is spliced from 4 exons. Gene Ontology annotation, cellular component: nucleus. The record is from RefSeq and is a predicted model, not a curated record. Gene Ontology annotation, biological process: positive regulation of DNA-templated transcription. Bases 172 to 1008 code for a protein of 278 amino acids. NCBI's taxonomy places the organism in Eukaryota, Metazoa, Arthropoda, Collembola, Entomobryomorpha, Isotomidae. Gene Ontology annotation, molecular function: transcription coactivator activity; chromatin DNA binding.
GCGUCACGUUAUACGCCACUGUUUCGUCAUCUGACCUCUGAUUCACCAUAACAAGCAGAAACUGACUGUAUUUAUUUGUCUAUCAGAAGUCAAAUCGAUAGGAGGACAUUAAUAAUUAAUAAUUGAAUUUCAUAAAAAACGUGGAAUUAAUUCAAAGAAAGUUUUGUCAAAAUGGCUCUGAAUUCGGCCCAUUUUGAGGGUGGUGUGCUUAUCCAUCAAGGAGAAAUGAUUCUAUUGCACGCUCCAAAUUCGCAGAUCUCAUUUUCUGGAAACGACGAACUAAAGUUCGGAGAGAAGUCUGGAAAUGCCUACUUGACGACGCAUCGCUUAAUCUUUCUCGUAGGAAAGGGGUCAACCUCAUUCAAAUCGUUCUCAUUCCCAUUCGUCUGUUUGUCCGAAGUUGAUGUGGAGCAACCCGUGUUUGGAUCAAAUUUCCUCAAGGGGAAAGUUCGAAGUCAACCGGAUGGAGGUUGGAGAGGCGAAGCCAAGUUCAAGAUGGUCUUUAAGUCAGGCGGAGCUAUUGAUUUCGCCCAAGGAAUGGUUAUGGCGAUGAGAAUCGCGAAACAAAUGAAUGCACAAAGUGCAGCAUGGAAUAAUCCUCCUCCAUCUUACACCCAAGCCACUGCGCCGGGAGCUUAUCAUCAAGCACCACCAAACUAUUACAGCGCUCCUCAGACUAUGUAUGGUUGGAUGCCUCCGUCAUAUAACUUUCCUGCUCCUCAGGCUGGAACCAUUUUCAUCAAUGAUGCACCACCGCCUUAUCCAGGAAUGGCCCCACAAGGACAAUACUACCAACAACCGCCUGCAGCCAAUGGAUUUGGUUAUCCGCAACAAGAAUAUGCAGCUUAUCCACCUCAACAACCACCGAUGACUGCAGCUCCUCCCGCUGGAUUCGCUUACCCACCUCAAAAUGGAUAUGCUUAUGCUAAUGGAAACCAAGCGUUUGUUCCAGCAUCUGCAUCCGCCCCACCGCCCACGUAUGAUGAAGCAAGCAAGAAAACCAACUAAGCUAAGGCUGAAGAAAAGAAAUAUGAAUACGCUAGAUACCUGACCAUCUCCCUAAAUCUGGAAUACAUAAUUUCAUUUACUCAAGUAAUUAAGAAUAGUGUUGAGUUUUAUAAUCAUGAAUCUGGAUAAUAUUGUAUCAUAAUUAUUUCUAAAAGCCGGACGUAAUGACAAAUAAGUAUAAUUUACAAGAUUUUAGUUUUAGAUUGAUGAACGAUUGAAUAAGGUACGUCCGCCUUGAACGGUCUAGCAACUAUUCACGAACCAGAAUUAUACAGAUAUUGACAUCAGUUUUUGGUAACGCAUUCCAUGAAUAUUAUUCUAUCUGAUUUUGGACUCUAUAGUAUUUCUCAUGCUAAUCUUUCUAUUUAAAGGUGCUAAUUAAUUUUAAACGUAUCUUCACUUUCGCACGCUUGUAUUGUCUUGUAGUUGAACAUGCAUGUAGUAGAAAUCAAUGCAACAAUCAAAUUAUAAGUAAGAAUAAAAAUUCCUGACUUAAUUCAUUAUGAGAAAA